This is a messenger RNA of Phymastichus coffea, 1584 nucleotides long. It is a transcript of the gene MESR6, whose product is annotated as UPF0489 protein C5orf22 homolog. Bases 125 to 1276 code for a protein of 383 amino acids. Lineage: Eukaryota; Metazoa; Arthropoda; Insecta; Hymenoptera; Eulophidae. The record is from RefSeq and is a predicted model, not a curated record. The transcript has 8 exons.
UAGCUACCGCCUUGUGUUUCGCGUAUCUCGUACGUUCAAAAUUAGGAAUUCAACACGCGUAAUUUUAUAUUUGUGUAUACAAUAUUUUUUAAGAAGUUUUAUAAAACAAGAAAAUUUCGAUAAAAUGUCUAUAGCGCAAAAAAUCUUUAAAAAGACACCAGUUUAUGUUGUCGAAUCCCAUAAUGAGGUUUUGCCUUUUAUUUACCGUUGUAUUGGAUCAAAGCAUCUUCCUUUCGAAGGAAAUACCUUUAUUCAUUUAGAUUCGCAUCCGGAUAUGCUUGUUCCUAAGGACAUGAACGCUGAUACAGUUUGGAAAAAAGAAGAGUUAUUUGAUGAAAUCAGUAUUGAAAAUUGGAUGUUACCUGCUGCUUAUGCUGGCCAUUUUAGUAAUUUGGUUUGGGUGAAGCCUCCGUGGGCUCAUCAAAUGACAGAUGGAAUCCGAACUUUUUUCAUUGGCAAGCACAAGGAAAGCAGGACAAUAAGGCUGACCUGUCCAGAGCCGUACUUUGUAAGCGAGGCUCUCUUCUGCCUGCCAGAAGAGCUCGAGAAUACGCGCGAGGUGACACUCUGCGUGAUUACCGUUGGAAAAUUUAUUACCGAGCCUAACCAGAAAGACGACUUUGGAUCAAUAGCCAGCACGCUGCGUAAAUUUUUGCCGGAAAAGGACAUGCCUUACAUCUUGGACGUGGACCUGGACUUUUUCAGCACAAAAAAUCCGUUUCACGGUAUGUACGAGCGAGUGAAUCUUUACAACAAGCUGGUCAAGCUGUACGAGUUCAAGCGGCCGUCGAGCCACGAUCCCGAGAUAUUGAAGGAAGUAAGCGCGGCGAGAGCCGCACAACUAGAGGAGCUGGAAGGAUAUUUUUUGCUGUUGGAUCAAUCGAGAAACUUGGACGAUUAUGAUGGACCAGUGACUCCCCGAUUAGAUGCAGUUCGUGAUCUCUACAAUGAACUAACUAGAGAGUAUAAGGAUUCUGAAAUCGACUGGCUGCUUAUUCAUAAUGCUGGUUCUACAAUUGAUGAUACUGAGCUUCCGUAUCACAUAACUAGUAAAGUGGAUCUCGACCGUUUAAUCGAAGGAACGUUCAAGUCAUUUCUCAAUGCUUUACCUGCUCCUCCUACCAUAGUGACCAUUGCAAGGUCCUGCGUUGAUGAAUAUUGCCCAGAAGAGGAUGUCGAGCAGAUUCAAGCCGGUGUUUUGGAUGAAUUGCGUCAGCGCAUUGGCUCGGAGGUGAACGUGCGCCUAGUUUAUCAAGACGAUCGAGAAAUCCACUAAUUAUCAACGUCUCAUUGCAUGCAUUUUUUUUCUCUACACAUUCCUUUUUCUAUUUUUUUCAAGUAUCACACGUUUUUCAUUAUAAUUUAUGAUUUUUUUUGUACCAUUUUGAUAUUCAGAGCUUCGCCUUUAGUCUAAUAUAUUUUCAAGAAUUAUGUAAACGGAUGCCAGUCGUGAAAAUAGCGAUGAAUCAUAUGAUUUAGAUAGCCUGUUUUUAACAAUCAAUAAUGUCUUGAAAUUUUUAUCAACUAAAAAACCUUUUAUAAUAUGUAUUUGUAAACGUAUUCAGCUUAUAACGAUGUUGGAAG